CCCCCCCCCCCCCCCGCCACCGGCGUGCGGCACCUCGCUUCGCCGGCAGAGCGGGCGCGGCCUCGCCCUCCGCCCCUCACCGGCAUCCCUGCUUCGCCCCAUCAUCCCACCCCUCCUCCCCUCAUCCUCGCAGCGCCGAUGGGAGGUGUAGGCGCGGAUGGCGUCGCAGAUCCGGAGGAGAAUGGAAUGGGAUUGGUCACCUUCCAAAUUGAAUUGAUUGAUCGGCUGAUUUUACGGAGGGAUGGGAGGCGGUGUCAGGCGGGUACCUAAGCGGGUACGUGCGAGGAUGACGUGAGAAAAGACAGCGAUGUUUGGAGGAAUCAUUUUCUUUCUCCUGGUUUUUUCAGUCCAUCUUACUGCUGUCAAACUUUCAAUCUGAUAUGUGGACCUUCUUGUGAGGGGUAUAGGUAGGUUAAUAUUGGUGAGAAAUACUCUCAAUUCUUUCAUCCUUUAUAGUAUAGAAGACAGAAGAUGUGUUCACUAGUACCACUAUCAUAGAGUGGUUUGUUUCUGUAGUACCCAAACAGCAAUUUGCAAAGAAGUCUUUCAGUGGCUUUUUUGUGCACUAUAAGUUAGCACUUGACGGAAAUUAUAGCUGAAUAAAGUUACCAUGCUCCCAAACAGGCCCUUAAUCAGCAUACUUAGUAAGGAAUUAUAACAUUAUGUCAUCGUUACAUAUAAGAUACAGACGGAGAACAUCAAUCAAGAUUAUAGUUUUCAAUUUGGAGUCAUAGGCUACUAUGGAGUUCUAGCAAUGAAGAAUGUGGAAGAAAAAUGAGCUUUCUUUAACUGUUGAGAAAUGAGAGAGGCAGGUAGAGACAUGAGGGAUGAGAUCAUACAAGUCAUGAUUAACAGGACUAACUAGCUGGGUCGAGAAAGUAGUAAGAGGUCAGAGCGUCCAAUAUUUUUGCUCUCGGAUUGAACUUUUUCAAGUAAGUAUCUCAUAUAUAUAAUCAAAAGUCUUGGCUCUUGAUCUGAAGUGGACCAAGUACAGUUGCAAUAUUUCUAUCAUGAAAAUUAUCUCCUAUUUAUAUUUAGUAUCUAAUCUAGUAUCUGAAGUGAACAUCGAUUUUGUUUAGUCAGGGUGUGCUUCUCGUGACCAGCUGCAGAUCAAACUACUUUCAAGUAGUAGUUAAGCGCGGCUGGUGGGUAGUGGCAUGCAUGCGCGUGGUUGGUGAGAUCUGUCGUUCUCGGAACGCCGGGAACGCGGUGCUUGCCAGCGAACCCAUCCAUAUAUCUAUGCCAUCCAUGUGCUCAGCUCGCACACAGUUCACCAACUGUAGCACAAUGGCAGGCAGCAGCUAGCUAGCCGGAGUCCUGAGAGCGCAGCUCAUCAGGUGUGCUGUCCUGCUGCAGUUGCUAAGUCCACACACUUUGUAGCCUACAAUGUCGCAAACCUCAGCAGCAUCUGUGCCAUUACCGGCGGCGGCGGCGCUGAUGGUGGUGAUGGCGGCGUUGCAUCUCCCGGCGGCUGUAUCAGCAGCCGCGGCGCCGCCACCGCAGGCACCGGUGAUGGGGAAGCCCAACUGCAGCACCACCUGCGGGAACGUGAGCGUGCCGUACCCCUUCGGCUUCGGGCCCUCGCACUGCUACUGGCCCGGGCUCAACCUCACCUGCGAGCGGAGCCGCAGCGGCCCACCGCGGCUGCUCCUCGGCGACGGCACCCUCCGUGUCACCGACAUCUCCCUCCGCAACGAAACCGUGCGCGUCAUGCGCGCCGGCCUCGUCCUAAAUGCAACCGGCAACCUCACCUCUGAUGGUUGGAAUGCCUCCUUCGGUCGAGGCUUCACGGAGCAUGGCUACCAACUGUCGAACAGAAACGAGAUUGUCGUCUCCGGGUGCAACGUGAUGGCGACGCUCCUCGGGGACAACGGGGAGAAGACCCCCAGGAUCAUCGGCGGCUGCGCCAGCUUCUGCGCCAUAGUCGACCGCGAGGACGGUCCCGUCGUGGACUUCUCGGUGCGCAAUGAGGUGGCGGCAAGCAAGUUCUGCACCCGCACCGGCGUCUGCUGCCAGGCUUACAUCCGCGUCAGCAGUCCGCCCAACGGCGUGCAGGCCAGGUGGCUGUACAGUAACCACUCCGCGGAGCUGCUCCUGCAGCAGCCGGUGAAUGUGUUCGUCGCGGAGGAGGGGUGGGUCGACGCGAACGGGCUGCUGGGCGACGAGGGGCUGGAGGAGGCUCCCAUUAACCUCAGGUGGAGCGUCACGCGGGGCCUGCCGCAGCACCAAGAUUGCGACAGCGGCAUAGGCCGCAUGCUCUGCAGGAGCAAACACAGCCGGUGCGCGAACCACAGCGGCAUAGGCGGCUUUACAUGUCAAUGCGACGAUGGUUAUGACGGCAACCCUUAUCUGCCCGGCGGGUGCCAAGAUAUCGAUGAGUGCAAGCUCCCACAUGAAGAGAGUAGGUGCUUCGGUGAAUGUAUCAACACGAUCGGGUCAAUGGAUUGCCGGUGCCCGUUUGGGACAUAUGGCAACCCUGGCGUCAAAGGUGGCUGCUUCAAAAUUAGCUCCAGUACCAGAGAUACACUGUUGCCGACGGUGGCUCCGGCGCUGGUAGGGAAGCCCAACUGCAGCACCACCUGCGGUGGCGUGCGGGUGCCGUACCCCUUCGGCAUCAGCCCUGGGUGCUACUUGCCGGGUUUCAACCUCACCUGCAACACGAGCUACAGUCCCCCGCGGCUACUUCUCGACAAGAACGGCACCCUUGAGGUCAUCGAGAUCUUCUUACCCAACUCCACGAUGCGCGUCAUCCAUCACACCAGCGACGCUUUCAAAUAUGAUAUUUCUGGUGCCAAGUCCGAGUGGGUUGUUUACUUCUACGACCUCCCCGACAUUGGCGAGCCCUACAUGCUGUCAACGAGGAACGAGCUCAUCCUCUUCGGAUGCGACCUGCAGGCGACCCUGUACAAAAGGAAAGGCAGCAACAAGACCACUGAUAGCAUCAGCCACUGCGCCUCCACCUGCAGCUCCAGCAGCCUACGGACCUUUACUGGAGGUAAUAGUGCCUGGCCGCUGGUCUCGACGCAGCACCCCCAUGGCGGGUACUGCUCCGGCCAUGAUGGCUGCUGCCAUGCGCCUAUCUCCCUGGGUAGCACGCCCAAGGGCUUCAAGUUCAAAGGGCUCAACGGGACUACCAGCAAGAAGUUUCGUAAUCGUGUGUUGCCUGCGGUCGCGCUCGUCUCGGAAGACGGGCUGACUGAUCAGUGGGGUGUUAUCUUAAAUAGGUCUGUCCCUUGGUGGCUCUCUUACAUGGCAUCUCCCCUUGUUCUACGAUGGGCGGUUAAGCAAGGCGUCACCGCUCCUGCCAACUACUCAUUGGGGCCGUGCCUCGGGGACGUAGCCAGUACUGGCCUGCUUUGCAAGAGCAAGGACAGAGUCUGCCAGCAAGAUGAUGGGGGAGGCUUCACAUGCCACUGCAACACCGGCUAUCAGGGGAACCCUUACCUCGACGGCGGAUGCCAAGUUAUCGACAAGUGCCACAUCAUGGCGUUAUCAGGGAAACCGUGCUUCGGCGAGUGCAUUAAUUUUCCUGGUGGCCACGAGUGCCGCUGCCCUAGAGGAUCCUAUGGCAACCCCUACAAGCCCUCAGGUUUAAUCAUUGGUUUGUCUGUUGCUAGUGCCCCGACCCUCCUGCUUUUGGUUCUGGGUAUAAUAUUUGUACUCCGCAAAAUUAAGCGGCGUAGGGUAAAAGUACUCAAGCAGAAGUACUUCAAGCAAAAUCGUGGGCAGUUGUUGCAGCAGAUGGUGUCCCAAAAGGCAGAUAUUGCAGAAAGGAUGAUCAUCCCAGUCGAUGAGCUUGCAAAGGCGACAAACAACUUCGACAGAGCUCGUGAGCUUGGCGGAGGAGGCCACGGUACUGUUUACAAAGGUAUCUUAUCGGAUCUACAUGUCGUAGCCAUUAAGAAGUCAAAAAUUACAGUUCAGAAAGAAAUAGAUGAGUUCAUAAAUGAGGUGGCAAUCCUCUCACAGAUCAACCAUAGGAAUGUGGUCAAACUCUUUGGAUGUUGCCUUGAGACUGAGGUCCCAUUGUUGGUUUAUGAGUUUAUUUCCAAUGGAACCCUUUACCACCAUCUCCAUGAUCAAGGACCAAGGUCACUAUCAUGGGGCAACAGGUUGAGGAUCGCAACUGAAGUAGCUACUUCUAUUGCCUAUCUUCACUCGGCGGUUUCAAUACCAAUAAUCCAUAGGGACAUAAAGUCUAAUAACAUUCUUCUUGAUGACACAUUGACAGCAAAAGUAUCAGAUUUUGGAGCUUCAAGGUACAUUCCAAUUGAGAAAACAGGAUUGACAACAAGGGUUCAGGGAACAAUAGGAUACUUGGAUCCUAUGUACUUUUACACCGGCCGCCUCACCGAGAAAAGUGAUGUCUACAGUUUCGGUGUAAUUCUCGUCGAGUUGCUGACUAGGAAGAAACCAUUUUCAUAUUUGUCCACUGAUGGCGAUGGCCUUGUUGCCCAUUUUGCUGGUCUAAUUGCUGAGGGAAAUCUUGUCCAGAUAAUAGACCCACAAGUUAUAGAGGAGGGAGGUGAAGAAGUACAAGAAGUUGCUGCACUUGCGGCAUCCUGUGUAAACCUAAGAGGUGAAGAAAGGCCAACAAUGCGACAGGUGGAACAUACACUAGAGGGGCUCCGUGGUUCCACAAAUUACAAGAAAAAUGAUGUGGUAACAGUAGAAUCUGAGAAUGAUAGCAUUGUGAUUAACCAUCCGUCAUCAACUAAAGAAGGACAACAUUUUGAAGAGUCCAGCAGAAGAUACAGUUUGGAGCAGUCGAUGAUGAUGUCUGCAAGGUACCCUCGGUAGUAUUGAGUGCUCUGUUCCUCAUGCAUUAGCAUUAGAGAUUAGUUAACUUCUCCUAUCUGUAAUUUGAAGUGUGAUGAUAAUAUUAGCGAU
Molecule: messenger RNA, 4890 nt
Organism: Panicum virgatum (switchgrass)
Lineage: Eukaryota; Viridiplantae; Streptophyta; Magnoliopsida; Poales; Poaceae
Product: wall-associated receptor kinase 2-like
Exons: 5
Coding region: 1387-4800 (1137 amino acids)
Biological process (GO): protein phosphorylation; cell surface receptor signaling pathway
Cellular component (GO): plasma membrane
Molecular function (GO): calcium ion binding; ATP binding; protein serine/threonine kinase activity
Source: RefSeq, a predicted model, not a curated record